Clavispora lusitaniae ATCC 42720 is the source of this 1110-nucleotide messenger RNA. RefSeq lists its product as uncharacterized. Gene Ontology annotation, cellular component: fungal-type vacuole; cell periphery. Gene Ontology annotation, biological process: positive regulation of catalytic activity. The record is from RefSeq and is a predicted model, not a curated record. Lineage: Eukaryota; Fungi; Ascomycota; Pichiomycetes; Serinales; Metschnikowiaceae.
AUGGCUGAGCAACCGCCAGGCGACUCCCAUGCGAACGCUACGGCUGAUAGCAGCGGUAACUUCCACCCGAGGAAUGCCUAUGAGCCCUCACCUGUGCUUUAUUAUGCUCACAGAGCUCGGCUCGUUCCCAACUACGUUUUAGAGCGACUUUCGGCGGCCCACCACCAGCACCACCACCACGACCAGAGGCCGCAGGCGGCCCGCGAAGAGAAUGAGAAUCCCUACACAUCGUUUGCCGAUGACCCAUAUAUCCGGACGGUGAACCACGACUGGCACCAGUUUCUUGCCAGUGUCAAGGACCCGCAGCAAUAUACACCCGACGUUCUACACAAUGCUCCGUUGGACCAACCCCCAGCAUAUGACCGUCCAUGGGGCGGUGACGAGAGACUUCGGCUGGCGUUCUUGCCCGGCACAGGACUCGCCCAGGAAGCCGAUGUUGAGCAUCUACCCGGAUUUUGGAGCCGUAUCUUCAGCCGGCAAUCUCGCACUGCGGAUGAUUCACCUCGUCAUCGUACAAAGGCGGGCUACUGGAUGCUGGAUGAAAAGCGUAAGGAUGUGAUGCCUACGCUUCAUCGUAUCUUCGUACAGAAUCCUUUGGUACCGUUGUUUUUACGUAUUCUCAUUCUCAUGUUCUCUGCAUGUGCGUUGGCGUUGGCGCUGUCCAUCUAUGUCUACCUGCAACGGAAGUAUGAGGACUACAAUGUGGAUCAACAACCCAGUACGAUAUUUGCUAUUGUUGUACAAUGCGUAGCAAUAGUAUACGUUGUGUACAUCGCAUACGACGAAUACUCUGGCAAGCCAUUGGGACUCCGAAACCCAUUGGGCAAAAUGAAGCUUGUGAUGUUCGAUUUACUCUUCAUUAUAUGCUCAUCUGCGAACAUGUCUCUUGCAUUCUACUCUCUUUAUGACGACGAGUGGGUUUGCAAGACCGAUCGAACGCCCUACUUGAAAGCCUAUGGAAUAUUCUACCCGACUGUGAACUUUUUAUGUCGACGGCAGAAAGCCUUGGCAUCAUUUUUGCUUACUGUUCUUUUCCUUUGGGUAUUGACAUUCACAAUUUCCAUUAUUCGUUUGAUUGACCGUGUGAGCACGAACCCACGAGACGACUAG